UCAGACAUCAUUCAUUAUUCAUCGCGUCCGCGACGAACACAGUGCGCUAAUAUAGAUGUGUGUUUCUUGCGGAUUGAUAGCAGUACAUCUUCGAGAUGUUCGCGGGGCUUCCGUGGAUCGUUGCGACAAUAAUCACGCUUUUUAGCGUUUGCACCUAUGCUCAAGAGCCAGCUGAGUCUAAUCAACAACUUGUGUCACAAGUCUGCUUAGACUGCAUGUGCGAAAUUGCUUCGGGAUGUAACACCACCAUUGGUUGCACUGAUAGACUUUGCGGACCUUUCCUUAUAACAUGGGGCUACUGGCGGGAUGCUGGCAAACCAACUCUAAACAACGAGCCGAACAAUAUCGAUGGUGCUUAUCGCCGAUGUGUCAACGAUCUUAAUUGCGCUACUCGUACGAUACAGGGCUACAUGACCAAAUUCAAUCAGGACUGCACUGGAGACGGAGAGAUCGAUUGUGAUGAUUAUGUGCGUAUUCAUCGAUUGGGCGGACACGGCUGCACCGGCUUGCUAGACAGGAAAUACGAAAAUAAAUACAGAUUUUGUUUACAAACUCAUGAAUAAUGUAUGCAUAUACAUACUGGAACUUCCAUUCAAUCCAUUAAUUAUUAUGUUUAUAUAAAUAUUAUUACAUAUAUAUAAUAUAUAUAAUGUAUAUAUGAUAUACACGAAUAACAGAUCUAUCUUUAUCAAAUGUUUUGAAUCGUUAAUUCUUAUUGCACUACAAGAUCUGACAUACAAUUAAAACCUGAUUAAAAUCUUAUAUAUAACCAGAAAAAUGUACAAUUAUACAUAAAAUCAUGACAUAUAUAAAAUGUAAAUACAUUUAUAUAAAAUUA
Molecule: messenger RNA, 838 nt
Organism: Cataglyphis hispanica
Lineage: Eukaryota; Metazoa; Arthropoda; Insecta; Hymenoptera; Formicidae
Product: invertebrate-type lysozyme 3-like
Exons: 4
Coding region: 96-563 (155 amino acids)
Molecular function (GO): lysozyme activity
Source: RefSeq, a predicted model, not a curated record